GUUCCGCCCUCUCACAUGCAGUAGUCUGUGCUGCUAUUAUAAAAGGCUGACACUCCUCUAAUCCACAGGCGUAGAAGCUUGAUAAUCCAGACUCAUUAAAGGUUGAGAUUAGCAGAGAUCUGGUAGGGGAGGAAUGAAAAACAGAGGCACAGAUAGGAAGGGAGAGGGGGAGAGUGACAGUGCAUGCAUGACAUGGAUGAGCUAUGCUGCUCUGGGAUUGGUGAACAUAAAUAGCCAAGCAAUCACAGAGGAGGCAGGGAAAAUAACAAGGCUAGCGAAAAGAUGGAGAAAGGGAAGAGCUAUGAAAAAAGAUAGAGAAGGUGAAAUCAAAAGACUACAGAGUAGAGGCAGAGCUAACAAAGACAGAGAAGGUAUAAAAAUGGGAGAGAGUGCAGAUCAGUGAGAUUUCCAGAGAGAACAGGAAGACAGAAGAGAGAGGGAGGUGAGCAGCUAGAAGCAUCAGCACAGAGAAAAUACAUCAGCCAGACCAACAGCAUCAACCUGGGCACCCAUACUCUGAGAGGCCUGGAGCAACGGGCCUACACAGGCAGCACACAGCAGGGCACAGGCCUAGCCAACGGCCCACAGGCCCACAGGAGAGAGAAAAGACGCCCAGUCCACAUUGUCAGCUGCUGUAGCCAUGAGGACUGCACGGAAGGGGAGCGUGGAGAUGCCUGCAUUUGUCCGGCAGCUGGUGAAGGAGACAGAGAAGAGGGUCAGCUCCUUCUUCAAAGGAGGGGGGCAUGGAGGGGCAGAGCACACAGUUGGGGAAAGAGAGGAGGUGAUCUCCAGCCCCUACCUGGACCGUCCCAUCCUGGACAAGUUGACUGAGGAGGGUUGCUCCUGCUGGGGCCUGACCUAUGCUCUGUGCAGCAUGCAGGGCUGGAGGGCAAACAUGGAGGACUACCACAACUGUGUGCCUCAGCUGGGCACAGGGCUGGCAGACUGGAGCUUCUUUGCUGUGUUUGACGGGCACGCGGGAAACCAAGUGGCACAGUACGUUUCACAACACCUGCUGGAUCAGGUCCUAGCUACAGGAGGGAUCGGGCCAGAGGACCACCCUGAUCGGGUGAGAGGGAGCUUCACAGAUGGCUUCRUACACACAGACAAACACCUGCUGACUGCAGCCCGCCGUGAGGGCUGGGAGCGGGGUGGCACCACCGUGACCUCCACUCUCAUCUCACCACGAUACAUCUACUUCGCCAACUGUGGAGACUCGCGUGCCAUGCUGUGCCAGGCAGGGCAGGUGUGCUUCUCCACUGAGGACCACAAGCCCUACAGCCCUCUGGAGAGGGAGCGCAUCGAGAGCGCCGGCGGCUCCGUGUCCCUGCAGCGCAUCAACGGCUCCUUGGCCGUGUCCCGAGCCCUGGGGGACUUCAGCUACAAGGGGACAGUGAACCGGCCGCCCACCCAACAGAUGGUGUCUCCGGAGCCAGAGGUGUGUGUGGUGGAGCGGUCGCCCGGGGAUGAGUUUCUGGUGCUGGCCUGUGACGGGGUGUGGGACACGGUCUCCAACGAGGAGCUAUGCGCCUUCAUCCAGAGUCGGCUGCGCGUCUGCACUGACCUCAGAGAUGUCUGUUCCCAGGUCAUUGACCUCUGCCUCUACAAGGGCAGUCUGGACAAUAUCAGUAUCAUCUUGGUCUGCUUCCCUGGCGCCCCCCAGCUCUCAGCAGAAGCAAUACACCAGGAGGCAGAGCUGGAAGACCUGCUGGAGUCCAAAGUGGCAGAGAUUUAUGAGGAACUGAGUACUCAGGGGGAGGAGCCUGACCUGCUCACUGUCCUCACUGUUCUGGCAAACACUGAUGUCCCAGGCUUACCACCUGGAGGUGGUCUGCAGAGCAAAAGGAACUGUAUCAUCUCCGCCUAUUACGAAAAGAAAGAGGCACACAAUCCUACUACACCUAAUGGGCUUGGUGGUUCUGAGAAGCUCGUCUAGGUUCUGUCGUUUGGGAAACGUCUCUGGAAGACAACCAAUGCCAAAAAAAAACUGUUUUCAUUAUGUGGCAAUUCAACCAAUCACAAAAUGAAUUUGGUCUCUCAUCCCUCGCGCCAAGUAAAAUGGUGAUGUAACAAGUACAACGCAAUUUGUGAAAGCUAAAACUAUAGAUUUUAUAUUUAUACAAUAUGGGGAACAUUUUAUUUUAUAGGACCUGGCGCUUUCAAACACAGAGAUUCUUGCUCAGCAAUAUGAUUCAGUAGUUGACAAACCAUCUGAUAUAUAUUCAUCCAAUAAUAUCUAUAACAAUGUAAAAUUCUAAAAACAUUUAUUUAUGGAUUUCAGGUUGAUGUUUAGUUUUAAGAGUCAUCAAACCUCUCUCUCUCAGUCCUGUGUUUGGUCUGGUUUGCAUGACCUGUACUGUGCUGCAUUACGUACCUUGAUGACAUUAGAUUUAACAUGUUACAGUGAUAUGACAUAUGACCAAGACAAACCCAAGAAUGGUCAGUAGAUCCAUGAACUUGUUAAUAUAUUAUCAAAUGUGAUUUAAAUGAGUAUGUGCUUUACUUACAUACUGUUUAGACAUUACAUGUUCUGACUGUUUUCAGACAGAAUAAAAAUUAUGUGACUAAGGACUUGUUUAGGAUUUACCAGAGAGCACCACAACAUCCAGUUACAUCUCCAUCAUGCGGAUACUCAACUACUUAUUUAUUAUGAAAAAUAUUUUAUAGUUAAUGUGAUUAACUGAUAUGCAAGACCAUUAAAUGUUUUCGUGUAAUAAAUGAUUA
Salvelinus sp. IW2-2015 is the source of this 2724-nucleotide messenger RNA. Its product is annotated as protein phosphatase 1A-like. The record is from RefSeq and is a predicted model, not a curated record. Gene Ontology annotation, molecular function: manganese ion binding; protein serine/threonine phosphatase activity; magnesium ion binding. Lineage: Eukaryota; Metazoa; Chordata; Actinopteri; Salmoniformes; Salmonidae. Gene Ontology annotation, cellular component: cytosol; nucleus. Gene Ontology annotation, biological process: negative regulation of canonical NF-kappaB signal transduction; positive regulation of canonical Wnt signaling pathway; peptidyl-threonine dephosphorylation.